CGCGUGGAGACCAUGGCGUUCCUGUGCAGUAUGUGACGGGGAUAACGGGAAAUAUAACUCCGGCAGCGGGUUAUUGUCACAUUAUUCUGAGGAACGGAUUGGAUUUAAAUAAAGAAUAAAAUGGGCUCUCGUAUCAAGGAGAGUCCUGGGUCACCCUUUGAGGUGUACAUGGAGGUGGUGCAUUCUGGGACAGCUGGCUCUGGACCAGAGGUACGAAGGAGUUUUCCCGACACAUACACUGAACAGGAGACGCUACAGACUAUCCCAAGGUUUUGUUUCCCUUUCAAUAUGGACAGUAUGGCAGUGGGCCAGGUGGGGCAGAACUUCACAUUUGUCCUGACGGAUAUUGAGAGCAAACAGCGCUUCGGAUUCUGCCGGCUCUCAUCGGGAGCUCACAGCUGCCACUGCAUCCUCGGCUACCUGCCCUGGUUUGAGGUGUUUUACAAGCUGCUGAAUAUCCUGGCAGACUAUACAACCAAAGGACAGGACAGUCAAUGGAGAGAGUUGUUAGAGUCUCUACACACGUUAAACAUCCCUGACCCUGGAGUGCCUGUGCAUUUGAGUGUGCAUUUGUUUUUCACAGUGCCUGAUCCUAGGGAAUUACCCAGUAUACCUGAAAAUAGAAAUCUGACAGAGUAUUUUGUAGCAGUGGAUGUGAAUAACAUGCUGCAUCUGUACGCUAGCUUGCUGUACGAAAGACGAAUCCUCAUUAGCUGCAGCAAGCUGAGCACUUUAACCGCAUGUGUUCAUGGUGCGGCAGCCAUGUUGUAUCCCAUGUACUGGCAGCAUGUUUACAUUCCAGUCCUGCCACAGCACUUAAUUGACUACUGCUGCGCUCCAAUGCCAUACCUCAUCGGAGUGCAUUCCAGUCUUAUGGAGAAGGUGCGAGGUGUGGCUUUAGAUGAUGUGGUACUUCUCAAUGUAGACACAAACACUCUUGAAACGCCGUUUGAUGACCUGCAAAGCCUUCCUAAUGAUGUGGUUUCAUCUUUAAAGAACCGCCUAAGAAAAGUUUCCUCGACGACAGGAGAUGGAGUGGCCAGAGCGUUUCUGAAGGCGCAGGCAGCACUGUUUGGCAGUUACAGGAACGCACUACACAUUGAACCGGAGGAGCCAAUUACCUUCAGUGAGGAAACAUUCAUGACACACCGAUCCAGCACAAUGAGACAGUUUCUACAGAACGCUAUACAGCUACAGUUCUUUAAACAGUUUAUAGACGGGCGUUUGGAGCUGUUGAACUCUGGUGAAGGGUUCAGCGAUCAGUUUGAGGAGGAGAUCAAUAUGGGAGAAUAUGCUGGCAGUGAUAAGACAUAUCAUCAGUGGCUUUUCACAGUGAAGAAGGGCAGUGGGGCCAUCUUAAACACAGUGAAGACAAAGGCAAAUCCUGCAAUGAAGACAGUUUACAAAUUUGCCAAAGACCAUGCCAAGAUGGGCAUCAAAGAAGUAAAGAGUAGACUCAAACAAAAGGAGCUUACAGAGAAUGGUUACACAGAAGAGACUGGCUCCACCCACCUACCCUCCACACACAGCAAAGACUCCCUCACCUGGGACCAGAGACGUCCGAUCACAGUUCACUUUGGACAGACUGAGCAGUCACGUUCCCCACGGCCCCCUCGGCCACAACGUCCCCCUCCCCCCCAUCCCUCCAAACUACAAAGCAGCACACGACCUGUGAGUACAGCACUCUCAUCCCUGUCCUCUGACCUGUCACCCUGUAACCCUUUUGCCCCAGCCUGCAUGCCUCCCUCAGGUGCCAACUACUUUCCCACUUCUGCCCACCCGUUCUCUGUAUUCGGUCAGACAUCUGCUGUGGGUGUGACCCCAACUGGAGGGGCGUGGCCAGUUGGACGCCUUCCUCCAUCCUCCAGCAGUAGCGGCUCUCUUUCAACCCUCUUGGACUCACCUGCUCCUACUACUCUGGCCCAGCCUGCGCAAGUUUCUACAGACGAAUCCAGUGACCCAUUCAGUGACCUUCUUACAAUGGCAACCACACCAACUGUAAUGACCACGCCCCCCAAAAAGAAGGUAGAAGAUUUGCGAAGAAGGUGGGAAACCUUUGACUAGCUGUGCUCACGUCUUUCCUCUACGGCUGCUACCAAACAGUGAGGGACUGCAAAUUUAGAGCCAGUGGGUAUUUAAGAUUGUGCCCCCUAGUGGCCUAAAAGCACUGUUGGACAUUUUCCCUCUCAGAGUGUGUCGUGCUUUUUUUUGCGCCUAGCUCACACACUUAGCCUUAUGCACACAGAUGCUAAUGAUGUAUUUCCCAUAGCAUCCGGAUGAAAGUGUUGUUCCAAUAGCAGCAAGUUUAACACUGAAAAACCAUAUUAGCAGGAUAACACUGUAUUUUCUGUAGCUAGCAGUCUAGUUUCCACAGGGAUCAGACUACAAUACUAAAGAUACCACACAGUAAUAUGACCCAAGUCCUACAUUAGCGAUUAGACUGCCAUUGCUGCGUUUAUGGCAGCAAUUGCACGUCCUCUUAACAAUCAGUACUGUUUUAAUAAGAAGCUUGUUUUUUAACCCUACACACAUUUAUGAAUUCAAACCGUUACACCCUAACAUUCAAUUCUUGUGCAAACUUCUACAAACGAUUGUUAAAUUGGCAUUUAUAAUGCACCUGAAUACAAAUAUUUGCUAAUCCCUAUUAGAUGGCAUACUACACAUCCCACACUACUUGCGACAUGACACAAGGGCAUACUACAUUCUGGACUCUAUAAUGCAAAUUGCAUAUAACUUUGUGAUUGCGGUACCUGCUGUGUACUUCAUAUUUGCACUACAUUACAUACAGCAUACAAUGAUGCAUACUGCACUACAUAUCGUGCCCUAGUAGAAGCUAAAUACUACUCACUGCUUAGAGCAUAGAGUGUGAUAAAGUGCAGCAGAAUGUUAGUGCUCAGAACAGGUCGGAGUAAACAGCCCCGUAGAACACAACACUGCCCCCUAGAGGUCUGAAGUCAGAAAACAAAAAUGCAGUAUGCAUUUGAUGCAUACAUUUUUUUUUUUUUUUAGGUUAAAUACAUGGUGAACGCCCUCACUGGUACCGGCUUUACCUCUAGUUCUGCUUGCCUGUGUGUCAGUCCAAAACUAUUAAAAUGGGUCUUAUGGAACAGGGUUCUGUUUGGUUUCAAAAUAGUUUAGUUUGGAUACUAAUUGUCCACUUGCUUUGAUUUGAUGUUAAAGUUCUCGUUUUAUUCUGAGCAUCACAUGAUAGACUUACAGCUUUCGUAAAGCGAUCAGUCACCACCCUUCUUUUUAGCACUACCCUUUCCAUCUAAUCCGCUACUGCCAUGCACUCUGCAUUAUGGGUAUUUAUUCUAAUAGAGCCUUUUUGCGCUUUUUAAAUAUACAUACUGCUAUAAAGUGUGUUCAAAUUAAUCCUAACUCUUAACAACUGGUUUUCUUGUCAUAGACUGUGCCUGUUUUCUGGGUUUAGUUCAGCACUAUACACAAUCGGUGUUGGAGGAUCUUUGUUUCAUGCCAUGUUUUGCUAUAUUUUUGUCUGAGACUUGCAAGUAGGAGAACACUGUUUGUGCAAAUCUUGACAUGGAAAAGAAUUGUGUACAACCAAACGCUCAAAUCCAAAAGAAACAUGUUUUUGUCAGGGAACAUCAGGGAGUGAACUGGUGUCUCUUCUCUGGUUUUAUUGAUGUAUUUAAAGAUAUGAAAUCAUGUUAUUUGUGUUAUUAAAGUGUUCUCGAACAUCUCUAUCCACCCUGUAGAGCUGUUAGAUCAUCACGUUUUCUGUUAGUUUAUCUGUUUAUAUCACCUUUCGAAUUUGGCCUUAAAUGAGAGUGCGUGUGUGCAUGUUGUGUGUGUAAAUUCAGAGCUGUUUGUGGUGAGAGGUUUGUUGUGUAUUCUUAGUUGUACUGCAUGGGUUGUUCCGGUGUUUUGGUUCAAAUAUUGUCUUAAUGUAAAAAAUAUGAUUUUUACAUUUCACAUCAGCUGUUAGGUUGAAAUGUGAUUGGUGAAACACUGUCCUUGGUCAGUAAUCUAUACUGAAUGUUUAAAACAAAAUUCCAGUGGCAAUGGAAGCCAGUACACCAUCACAGAAUACACUGAGCGGCAUUGCACUGGAUUGCAGUGAGCUUCUACUGGGGAGACUUUAAUAAUGUUUGACAAACACAAAACUUAAAAUGAAUUACAGCAAGAUGUGUGUGUGCAUAUUAAAGUGCUACUUUAAAACCGAAAAUAUUUUGAAAUAUUCCGAAAAAAUUAAUCGGUUGACGCAAAACGAGGCAUUUUUUAAUUGACAAAAAUACAUUUGCUAAGUAUUCUGUUAAAAGUACCUACACAUUUAACUGCAGCAGAUACAGUAUUUUUUUCUUUUUAGGAAAUUGUCAGAUGAGCUGAAGCUGUGAUAUUUUUCCCCAUACAGUGACUUAACUGGCAAGACAUCCAAACAUGUUUAGUGUUAAAAGUUGUUCUGGGUGAAGUAUUGUAGAUGACAUCACUGCACAGCAGUCAUUGAGGCCCGUCACUGAAUGUGAUUGUAUUCUGUAUUCCAGCGGAAAAGUGUCAAAUUAUAAUCUACUAUGUCUGGGUAAAAGAGGUUUUGAAAAUGUGGCUGGCAUGGAUUUAACAAACAUUGUAGGACCUAUUUUGACAGGAUCCUUUGAGGUUUCUCCGCUUGAAUGGUAGGAGAGUGCAAGGUGGAACUAUCAAGAUGUGUUUCUGAUGUGUAAAAUACAAUUUUCUCUUGGAAUGUAUCCUAAUGUGAACUCAUAUCCUCUUAUUAUCAUCUUGCACUUUUUUUAUUUUUUAAUUAUUAUUAUUUGGAUGUUAUUAUUUGUGUUUGCCAUAAUUAAAAAGCACACAGUAUAUUCAUGUGAAA
Messenger RNA from Sinocyclocheilus grahami, 4831 nucleotides. RefSeq names its product DENN domain-containing protein 1A-like. Gene Ontology annotation, molecular function: phosphatidylinositol phosphate binding; guanyl-nucleotide exchange factor activity. The transcript is spliced from 21 exons. The coding region runs from base 121 to 2064 and encodes 647 amino acids. The record is from RefSeq and is a predicted model, not a curated record. Gene Ontology annotation, biological process: endocytic recycling; endocytosis. Gene Ontology annotation, cellular component: clathrin-coated vesicle; cytosol. NCBI's taxonomy places the organism in Eukaryota, Metazoa, Chordata, Actinopteri, Cypriniformes, Cyprinidae.